Molecule: messenger RNA, 1548 nt
Organism: Anopheles funestus (African malaria mosquito)
Lineage: Eukaryota; Metazoa; Arthropoda; Insecta; Diptera; Culicidae
Exons: 2
Coding region: 284-1339 (351 amino acids)
Source: RefSeq, a predicted model, not a curated record
AAGACAACAAACAGAACACAAAGUUAGAACAGCUUGCUGCACGGAAAAUUUAUUAAAACCUUAUCAGAAUCGAUAAGAAAGCUGUCGAACAUGAAGCCAAAUCGUGUGCGGUCGGUGUAAAAGGCAUUUUUAAGUUGCAUCAUGCUAUUGUUAGAGUAGUUUCAUUCAAGUGCCGCUUCGCAGUGGCGGUGGUAGUGCACGCUUUCCUUAUUUGUUUACGAAACACACCGCUUGCCAGCUGUUGGCCAUACAAGGAGCCAAUUCCUGCGUAAAGUGUAUCACGAUGGAUGGUAUAUGCUUCGACUACGAUCACUACUUCUCAGAGGAAACGUUCAUUAUUGAUGAUUUCGGUGAAAUUUGUGAGGAUGUGGUCCGUAUAGCUAGUGCCAACACGCAGUAUCUUUGCAAGGAUUUCGAUGCGGAACCGCGACAAGAAAGUCCUCCCCCAGGAAGCUUUAUCGCUUCAAAUCGAUGCUUCGAGAAGGAGGUUUCGUCACUGUUCUCCGAGAUGGAGUACCUAACGGAAGUGUCACCCGGCACGGAUUUAGUUCUGUCCGAUACGAACGCAAUAACGAUUGCGGUAAAUCCAUCCGAAUUUUCUUGCAAACGUUUGACACAUUCCAUCGAUGAUGUGCCGAACGAAAAAUCGGACAAUAGUCCACAACAUUACACGUUGGAAGCCACUUUACCUACUGUGGAAACACGCGAAACAAAGCCACAUCCAGUACAGGCACUCGCUCACGUUUCAGCACCAGUGGAAUAUCAGCGUAUUCUUAACAAUUACAUACAAAAGGGACGUCGAAAGCUGGAAGCUAGUUCCUACUCCAAAAUGAAAGCUUCCUGUCUGGCUAGGGAACGAUUGAAUGCAUCUGCAUGUGCUACCUCAACGAACGAAACGGUAACGGCACCAACGACGCAACCGUCCGCUAGAACCGAUCAACAGUUCCAGCUGUGUCCUAGCACUUCCGUCACUGCCAUUGUCAAGAAUCUUCCCUUGCCGACGAGUAACGCAUCAUUCGACAAAGCAUCUUCCAUUAGUAACUGCAAACGUACGGUCGAAAUGAUCAAAACAUCAUCGUCAUCGUCCUGCCCAACGUUUCACCAAAGUGCACCGAACCGACCAACGAUGGGAUUGCUCAAAUCGGCACGAUCGUAUCACUGCCGGGAUUGUGGUUCCUCGUUCACUUCCAGUGAGCUGCUCCGGAAGCACAGCUGCAUUAUCGCCGAACAGUAUCAGUGUCAUUUGUGUUUACGUGAAUUUAAGAAACGUAAAACACUUGACCAUCAUAUGAAAUCUCACGAUAAAGUGUUUUCCACCGACGAUGAUUUACGCAAGUAGCCACACUCACACACACACUAGCAGUGGUUGUGAUUUACGUUCAUUUAUUCUGCCCAGCUUGAUUAUUUGUGUUGACGUUCAUUUUAAUGUGUUCUACCGCCCAACCUAUCGUAUAGGUUUUUAUCAUUUUUAAAUCUGCCAUUCAAGACGCUUGCUUUCGAAACACAUAGUGUUAGUUGUAUUAAUUGCAAUAAAUAGUUCGAAAUCCA